Pundamilia nyererei is the source of this 1929-nucleotide messenger RNA. It is a transcript of the gene gmppaa, whose product is annotated as GDP-mannose pyrophosphorylase Aa. Gene Ontology annotation, molecular function: transferase activity. Gene Ontology annotation, biological process: biosynthetic process. The transcript has 13 exons. The record is from RefSeq and is a predicted model, not a curated record. Lineage: Eukaryota; Metazoa; Chordata; Actinopteri; Cichliformes; Cichlidae. The coding region runs from base 127 to 1437 and encodes 436 amino acids.
UUCACUCCGAACACUCUGGUCCGUGAUUUCACGAUAAUCUCGUUAACGUCACAAUCAGGAAGUGAGUGCGGAAAUGCUCUCACAGCUGUUGCUUACUGCUGCAGAUAGUUUCCAGCCAGGUCUUGCAUGUCACCAAGCAGCGUUUCUGUCAAGAUGUUGAAGUCGGUCAUUUUAAUCGGAGGCCCCCAGAAAGGCACAAGAUUCAGGCCACUGUCAUUUGAAGUGCCCAAACCCCUGUUUCCAGUAGCUGGUGUUCCCAUGCUUCAGCACCACAUUGAAGCAUGUGCCAAGGUUCCAAAUAUGAAGGAGAUUUUGCUCAUUGGUUUUUAUCAGCCAAAUGAAGAACUGAAUAGAUUUCUGUUAAAUGCACAGCAGGAGUUCAAAAUUUCAAUCAGGUACUUGCAGGAGUAUGCAGCCCUGGGCACUGGAGGGGGCAUCUAUCACUUCAGAGAUCAGAUUGUCUCUGGCAGUCCAGAGGCUUUCUUUGUACUGAAUGCUGAUGUUUGUUCAGCAUUUCCUCUUACAGAGAUGCUCAGCUUUCAGAAAGAACACGGAGAACCAAACAGCUUUGUUAUCCUUGGGACAACGGCAAACAGAAAGCAAUCCAUGAAUUAUGGCUGUAUUGUGGAAAACGAAGAAUCGAACGAGGUCUUGCAUUAUGUGGAAAAGCCAAGCACAUUUGUGAGUGACAUCAUCAACUGUGGUAUAUACCUCUUUAACCCAGACAUCUUCCAACAUAUUGGCGCAGUCUUCCAGAAGAACCAGCAGGACAUGUUACUAUAUCCCUAUGAUGGAGAGGAGCCAACCAACGGCUGGCACCGAGCUGAGGCCAUCAGGCUGGAGCAGGACAUUUUCACUGCCCUGGCAGGACAGGGAAAACUCUACGUAUAUAAAACCCUCAGCUUCUGGAGCCAGAUUAAAUCUGCAGGGUCUGCAAUUUAUGCCAGUCGAUUGUACCUCAACCAGUAUCACACAACUCAUCCUGAAAGACUGGCGUCAAAUAAGGAGGGAGGCCCCAAAAUAACUGGUAAUGUCUAUAUUCAUCCUACAGCUAAUAUUGAUCCCACAGCUGUGUUGGGUCCCAACGUUUCCAUCGGCACUGGAGUGACUAUUGGCGCUGGUGUCAGAGUUCGAGAAUCUAUCAUCCUCCAUGGUGCAAAUUUACAGGAUCACUGCUGUGUUUUGAACAGCAUUGUGGGAUGGGAUAGUACCAUUGGCAAGUGGGCAAGAGUAGAGGGAACCCCAAGUGACCCAAAUCCAAAUGAUCCCUAUGCAAAGAUCGACAGCGAGACACUCUUCAGAGAAGGAAAACUCACCCCCUCAAUUACAAUUCUAGGUUGUAACGUGACGAUCCCCUCUGAGGUGAUUAUACUGAACUCAAUUGUCCUCCCACAUAAAGACCUCAACCGCGGCUUCAAAAACCAAAUUAUUCUCUAGUUAAUCUUCCUCACGCUUCUGUCCACUUAUUGUCACUGAUGAAGGAUGCUGCUGCCCAACUGCUGGCUCUGUCUCUGAGUUACUGUAUAUAAGAUGUCAGAAAUGAAUAUAUGGAAGAUUCAUUUCAUAGUUUUGAAAGAUAGAUUUUUCUUUUUAUAUAUAUAUAUUUGUCCUCGAGCCUUUAUGCAACAUUGAGUGUCAGCAACAUUAGAGAGAGGCUAAUCAUGCAUGUUGAUUCACCUUGAAAGGUUCCGUCAUGCCAGAGGUUUUAUAUUGUUUUUACUUAUUAAAUUUACCGAACUGUAAAAUUACCGCAGACACUAAUGUAAUGUAUGUAGUUGGAUUUAAUAUGAUGUAAAAAAUUAAAUAAUAAAAAAAAAGAGUUUAUAGAUAACACAUAUUCUGUUUCUCAAGGGCAUCCUUGACAAACGUGAACUGUUACUUCAACAUGAGACGGGAAAUUAUUGGAAAAUAAAAAUCACUGGCUACCAA